GCGUAUUGGCUCGAACCUUACUUCUUCAAUUCUUCACUCUAAACCCUACAGAUAAUUACGUAAAUGCCCUCCUACUCAGAGGAAACGUCGACAAAGAGACAGAGCGUAAAACACUGAUUACUCCGAGAAUCAAUUAUCUAAUGAUCGUAUAAGUUAUGCAAAUUCGGUUUUGUUGAUUCUCUGUGUCUAUGUGACUAACCUUUAUGAGAAUGAAGGAGAGUUAGUUACGUGGAAGACAUUAGAGACUCAAAUUUUAAAACAGAGUCUUAAAGGAUAAGGUUAUGGUCCUCGUGGAGACCCAUCACGCGGACAAGAAACGAAGCUUAAACCCCGUUUGAUACUUUAGUCGGAGCUCCGGUGAAAAAAAUGGCGGCAAAGAUUACUGGUGGAGGCUGCUCAUGGCGACGCUUUGACAGGAAGAGAACACCAUCUCGAUUUCUGAUAUUCUCUGUUCGAGCCUCUAGUUCCAUGGAUGAUAUGGACACAGUCUACAAGCAAUUGGGAUUGUUUUCACUAAAGAAGAAGAUUAAAGAUGUUGUUCUUAAGGCUGAGAUGUUUGCACCGGAUGCUCUUGAGCUUGAAGAAGAGCAAUGGAUAAAGCAAGAAGAAACAAUGCGUUACUAUGAUUUAUGGGAUGAUCCAGCUAAAUCUGAUGAGAUUCUUCUCAAAUUAGCUGAUCGAGCAAAAACAGUUGAUUCUCUCAAAGACCUCAAAUACAAGGCAGAAGAAGCUAAGCUAAUCAUACAAUUGGGUGAGAUGGAUGCUAUAGAUUACAGUCUCUUUGAGCAAGCUUACGAUUCAUCGCUCGAUGUAAGCAGAUCUUUGCAUCACUAUGAGAUGUCUAAGCUUCUUACGGAUCAAUAUGAUGCUGAAGGCGCUUGUAUGAUUAUCAAGUCUGGAUCUCAAGACGCAAAAUCUCAGAUAUGGACAGAGCAAGUUGUAAGUAUGUAUAUCAAAUGGGCAGAAAAGCUAGGCCAAAACGCGAGAGUGGCUGAGAAAUGUAGCUUCUUGAGCAAUAAAAGUGGUGUAAAUUCAGCCACAAUAGAGUUUGAAUUCGACUUUGCUUAUGGUUAUCUCUUAGGUGAGCGAGGCGUGCACCGCCUUAUCAUAAGUUCCACUUCUAGUGAGGAAUGUUCAGCGACUGUUGAUAUCAUACCGCUAUUCUUGAGAGCAUCUCCUGAUUUUGAAGUAAAGGAAGAUGAUUUGAUUGUUUCGUAUCCUGCAAAAGAGAACCAUAAAAUAGCUGAGAAUAUGGUUAGUAUUCAACAUAUACCGAGUGGAAUAACUGUUGAAUCGUCAGGAGAAAGAAACCGGUUUGCAAACAGGAUCAAAGCGCUAAACCGGUUAAAGGCGAAGCUGCUUGUGAUAGCAAAAGAGCAAAAAAUUUCGGAUGUAAAUAAAAUAAACAGCAAGAACAUUUUGAAACCAUGGGAAGAAACCAGGAGAUAUGUCUCUAAGGGUCAAAAGAUGGUGGUUGAUACAAAAACCGGUUUAGAGAUUCUGGACCUCAAAUCGGUCUUGGAUGGGAACAUUGGACCACUCCUUGGAGCUCAUAUUAGCAUGAGAAGAUCAAUUGAUGCGAUUUAGGCUUAAUCAAUUGGUACUUUAACUGUGUUUUUUUUUUGUAUCCAAAGCAACAAAUGGUUGCUUAUGUGUGUGUGUACAUAGCCUUCUAUAAUUUUUUUGUCCAGAACAAUAUAUGAUAUUUCUAACCAUCAAAUAAAGUCAGAAUUGAUGACUA
This is a messenger RNA of Arabidopsis lyrata subsp. lyrata, 1741 nucleotides long. Its product is annotated as peptide chain release factor PrfB3, chloroplastic. The transcript has 6 exons. Gene Ontology annotation, biological process: translational termination. Gene Ontology annotation, molecular function: translation release factor activity. The coding region runs from base 367 to 1587 and encodes 406 amino acids. Lineage: Eukaryota; Viridiplantae; Streptophyta; Magnoliopsida; Brassicales; Brassicaceae. The record is from RefSeq and is a predicted model, not a curated record.